Quercus lobata is the source of this 1077-nucleotide messenger RNA. RefSeq names its product inositol transporter 1-like. Gene Ontology annotation, cellular component: membrane. Bases 1 to 1077 code for a protein of 358 amino acids. The record is from RefSeq and is a predicted model, not a curated record. Gene Ontology annotation, biological process: myo-inositol transport; transmembrane transport. Lineage: Eukaryota; Viridiplantae; Streptophyta; Magnoliopsida; Fagales; Fagaceae. The transcript has 3 exons. Gene Ontology annotation, molecular function: myo-inositol:proton symporter activity.
AUGACUAGUACUUUGUAUGUGGUGGAGUCAUCACCAGAGAGUCUUAGGGGGGGAUUAGUUGUACUGUCCGGGUUAGGAAACUCACUGGGCACCCCGUUUCUCUAUUUCCUGAGGUUGAUUUUGAGACAGGAGUUGAUCGGUGUGGUGGUGACGACAUUGCCAAUAAUCCAGUUCUUGAUUCUGUUGAUAUUCAUCAAGGAAAACGCUGUUUGGUUGCUCUACCAGAACAAAGAAGAUGAGGCUUUGAGAGACCUGGAAAGAAAGUUUGUUACCGUUCAGGAAGCACAUAAACAGCUACAGACUCAGAAGACUUUGGUCUUAAAGCUAAAACUCAGGUCUAGAUAUUCUGUCUGGAAAAAGAUAAAAAUGGCCUUUUCUAGCACAAUCUUCCGAAGAGCUGUCUUGAGAGGUUUAGUUCCGGUGAUAGUUUCUCAAAUGGUGUUUCCACAGUAUAUACUAUACAUAAAAAAACUGGCUCUGGAGGAUGCUAAAGUUUCAAAGAGUGUGGAAGUUGGAAUAUCAGUUAGUGCUUCUGUAAUAGGCUUCACCUGGGAGUCUAUGUUUAUUGAAGGAGUGGGGAGGAAAAGGGUCCUUCUAUUGUCCCUUUGGACCAUCUCUACGGAUUUAGCAUUAAUGAGCAGCUUGGUCUACGUCUUUCCUGAGACUCCUUCGAGGAACAUGAUGGCCACAGUCCUGAUAAAUAUUUAUCUGCUUAUGUAUGGCCCCGGAUUCGGAGUCAUUCCACUGCUAGUGAACACUGAAGACUUUCAAUUUAAAUUCAGACCAAUUGGAUCAGCAGUUGCUGGAGCAGCGAAUAAAUUCAUCCACGGAGUGAUAUUGUUGUUCGUGUUGCCUCAUGCGAAGGAUGCUAGUCAAGUUAAGGUGUUAUCUAUGGUAUGUAUGUUGUCGAUUCUUGGGAUAAUGUCAAUAUCAUUUCUUCUCCCAGAGGACAAAAAACCCAAAGAAAAGAAAAGGGCCUUGGGCUUGAAAAUUAGGAUGGGUAAACGGAUCAAAGUUCAAAGCCACCUUUACAAGGCCCUGCAGCAUGAUGUUCAGCCGCAUCAACAUAUUGAGUGA